CGGGAUCUACGCAACAACCGAAACAAAGCAACCGACAACAGAUGGGCGGAAACUAUCAACCGCAUGGACAACCUAUCCCAUUCGGGCUUCGCAGCCGCUGGCGGCUCUCCGGUGGAGCACAUGAGCGGCGGAUACAAGCGCCCAUUGCCGGCGGCGGCGGAUGGCGGCGAUGGCGGCGGCCUCGCCUCUCAGCUCGCCGCAGUCCGACAGCAGGCGGCCCUCAUCAUCGAGGAGGCUGACAAAAUCGACAGAGAGAUCAGCGACAGGGUCACAGCGAUGGGCGGCACUGCAGACGUCACGCAGCUGCCGGCAGAUAGGAUGGACGACAAGAUCGACAUCAAUGUGAGCGGGGAGCUUCUUCGCGGUGUGAAGCGGUCGGCCCUCUGUGCGGUCAAGGGCACCGUGAUGGCCACCCUGUUCGACGGCCGCUUCGACAGGGCCGUGCUGCGCGACUCGGAGGGUCGCAUAUUCCUUCCCGUGUACCCUCCUGUGUUCAGCACGUAAGCAAAGAGGAGGAGAGCGACGGGAUGCGUCACUGACCCAUGUGUUCUGCCGCUGUGUGUGGACGUGGUUUGGUGUGGUUUAGGAUGGUAGAGCAGUUGCAGGGCUACGAGCGUGGAGAGAUCGAUGCCAUCACCCUACACGAGUCCAACCAAAGUGACCUGGCGUACAGGUGAGGCAGGCAGACGCAGUGCCGAGCCAAGAUGGGCACUGUUUGUCGAAGUGUGCGGCGAUUUAUGUGCGUCAGCUACUGGUUUGGGCGGCUGAUGCACAACCCCUUGACCAAGCGGCCCAGGGCCGGCGGCGCGGGGGACGGUGACAUGAUGGACGACAUCGGUGACGAUAGCGGUGCCGGUGGCGGUGUGGUGGGUAUGGGGAAGAACCUGCUGGGGGAGUUGGAGGGAAUAGAUCACGAGAAGGCGGCCGAGAUGGCCCGCCUGGACGCCAUCGAGCCCAUGCUCAAGACGGGCGACGUAGAGGAUGAUCAGGUGGGUACAGACACGAGAGAGGUUAAAUGCCAUGGUGCAUCGGUGCAUCCUUCCGCCGUCGUGUGGUGGCGUGUUGUUUCAGUUGUUGUCGAUUGUCCAGCAGACCCGCGGCGUUACGGUGACUAUGACGCAGGCGGCGGCCAAGUCGCUGCCGGACGGCGAAAACAGCACACUCUACGGACGAUUCACCAAGUAGGCGCAAACACCGAUGGGGCGGUGUGGCCAUCCAUCCAUCCAUCUGUGGUGUCACUCAGGUAUGAUCCGUCGACUCAGUGUGGGCUGGACGAUGCGCGUCGUGUGGUCGACAUCGUGGUGCGGGCCCACCAGCAGCGGAGGGGCAUCACGGCGGCUGACGUCCGGAAGGCCAUGGGCAACACCAACCCGAAGCUGUUCCGCUGGGCCCUCGACGUGUUCGGCAUCGACGCCGAUGCUUUCCUCGGGCUGGCUGGCAUACAGCACCUGCAGAACAUCAAGCAGUGGGCGGCGCAGAUCCGCAGCUUCCCUGCCUUCCCUGACAUCCCCUUAGACGUUGGCGGGUCUGUCCUGCGCCUGUACAAGUGAGCUGACACGUUAUGGCAUCCCCCCUGUGGCACGCUAUCCUUUCUCCUUCUCUAUGUGUGUGUGUGUGUCUCAGGGCGAGCGUAGAUGGAUGGCGUUUCGGAGAUCUGCUGGAUUCGGUCGAGGCCCACGAGUACGAGCUGCUGCUGCUGAUCCUCCGCGCGAAGCGCACCGGCGAGCUGCUCGCGAGCGUCGUCAAUGGCAAGAUCGCCGUGACGGGGCCGGAGAAGAAGAUCUACUCUUACGGUGCCCCGCAUGCCUUCAACUUCAAGCUGACAGGCACUGCCGCACACCCACACGAAGGCUACAUCGGAGACAGCGGCAUCCACCUGGCUGGGCUGCAGGAGAAGCUGAAGAUGGCCGACCUGGCCAACACUGCCGGGCCCGGCCUGCCGUGCGUCCUUUGCACGGGCCGCUUCGACAUCGGCAUCAUGGCAGCCGGCGCGCAGGUCCCAGCAGCACCGGCGGACGUGCCGCUCAAGAGGUGCCAGGCAUCUGUGCAUAAGAGCGAUGACCGCUGGGGGGAGUGGGAGAGGCAGGAGGCUAGGCGGUUUCUGCCUGUGUCUGAGCUGGGUUUCCAGUUCGAGCUAGAUGAGAUGGAGGUGUUAAAGCUGAGCUGAGAGAAGGAGGG
Molecule: messenger RNA, 2178 nt
Organism: Vitrella brassicaformis
Lineage: Eukaryota; Vitrellaceae
Source: the annotation of a GenBank genome assembly